GGGUUUAACGAUUUCCACCCUUGAAACCCACCCAUCCACUCUGCUCCACGAUGAAGAUUCCUCGUAGCUAGCAGGAUCAUCGGCUACACGGUCGAAUCGACGGCCGGUUUUUUUCCUGUGUUCACCGUCAAACUUCCUCCAAACAGCCCAAGUUUCCUCCUUACCCCCUGUUUCGCCAACAUGUCCUCGCGCAUCACCGUCCUUGCUUUCGGCCCCCUCCCGUCCGCGUGGAACUGCUAUCCAUGAUCACUCCGCACGCUCACUCUUAGCAAUUUCUUACUAAUUUGCUCGCCGGAGCAGGAAUACGCGCGAUUCUUUGACAAAUCGGUACAAGGCGACGAAGGAGGGGGUUGGGAGAGUGCAAGCGAGAGGGCAGUUCAUUGCCAACUCACGAAGAAGCUAGCUAAACUAUGUAACCGCCAGUUGGUUUAACUAACUCUUGUGCAAGCUUAAUAUGCGGAGAAUUAUUUUUAUUAUUAUUAUUUGCCUCCGCCCAGCGCUGCGACUUGUCUACCUUUUCGUUUCUCUGCGCCGGAUGUGCUACUGCGUCUUUCUCCGAGGAAGCGACGGGCAGCCAUACCGAGUUAUUCAGCAGCGAAAGCGCAACUUGGGAAUUUGAAUUUCGCCUCGCCUGCUGCGGGCGGCAGGGGAAGCUGGAGCCCGCGACUGCUUGCUGCGUGGUGAACUUCAUACUCGCUUUUACCACCCAGGCGAUGGGUUGAACCAGGGCCUGGUCUUCUUUUCUCUCAUCGAAUGCUUUCCUUCUCCCAGACAUCCCCCCUUUCAUCAUCGACCAACCCCCCUUCCCCUUCUUUUAUCCUGGAGUGUUUGAAUACGGGAGUAAUGCCCCGAAAAUAGAGAGGCGCGGAUCAAAAGAGACGGGUAUAGUUCAAAAAGGAACCUGUGCGUUAGAUCCAGGUCUACCGUUCACGAAAUGGAGUGUCUAUCGCCGCUGGACACUGAAAGUUCCCUGGAAACGGGGCAUUUGGUGUCGACCAAGAGUUCGCACUUUUCUAGAGCUACAUGGGCUCAGUCCAUCCGCUCGAAAGGCGGGGGGAUCACUGUCCCUCAGGCCAUCGCUCAUCGAGGAUACAGCGCAAAGUUCCCCGAAAAUACAAUGAGUGCUUUCAUGCAUGCGGUUGAAGUUGGUGCGCAUGCGAUUGAGACGGAUAUCCAUCUCUCAAGAGACGGCGUGGUGGUUCUUUCUCAUGAUGCUACGCUUAAACGCUGUUUUGGCGUCGACAAACGUGUCAUCGACUGCGAUUGGAAAUGCUUGAGUGCCCUACGGACCGUGAAGCCUCCACACAGACCCAUGCCGCGCCUGAUAGACCUGCUGGAUUAUAUAGCUGCCCCGGAGCGCGCGAACGUGUGGAUAAUCCUGGACAUAAAGGCUGACAAUAAUGCACAUAAUGUAAUAACCGCCCUUAGCCAGGCCUUCGACUCCGUCGCAUCUCCCCAUCGACCCUGGAAUGAGCGUGUGGUACUAGGCUGCUGGACGGCCGAAUAUCUUUCCAAAGUGCGACACCAUUUCCCCUCAUACCCGCUUGCCAUAACGACUUUUUCCAUCCAAUAUGCCCGCCAGUUCAUAUCCCUUCCGGGGGUUAAUCUCAGUGUGAAUCAGAAAGUGCUUAUGGGGUGCGGUGGGAGGAGAUUCCUCGCGGAUGCCAAGCGAGCUGGGAAGGCUGUGUUUGUGUGGACUGUAAAUAAAGAGGUGCUGAUGCGCUGGAGUGUAAGAAGGAGAGUGGAUGGAGUGAUUACCGAUAAGCUGGCUUUGUUUGGCGAGAUUGUGCGAGAAUGGGAGGACGAUGGUUAUGGGGAUGGGUUUGCAAGUGAUGAGGCGGAGAUCAGCUUAGAACAGAGGCUCGUGGCGCUGGCUGCGGCAGUGGCGUCGUGGGUGCUUGGGAUGCUGUUGAUGUUGAUAUACCCAGUUAGGAUUGCGAGGUUGGACAGCACAGUGGAGGAUUCCCUCGGCUAUGCCUAA
Coccidioides immitis RS is the source of this 1981-nucleotide messenger RNA. Its product is annotated as glycerophosphoryl diester phosphodiesterase. The transcript has 5 exons. The record is from RefSeq and is a predicted model, not a curated record. Gene Ontology annotation, biological process: lipid metabolic process. NCBI's taxonomy places the organism in Eukaryota, Fungi, Ascomycota, Eurotiomycetes, Onygenales, Onygenaceae. Gene Ontology annotation, molecular function: phosphoric diester hydrolase activity. The coding region runs from base 935 to 1981 and encodes 348 amino acids.